Messenger RNA from Diceros bicornis minor, 1955 nucleotides. It is a transcript of the gene CCDC38, whose product is annotated as coiled-coil domain containing 38. The transcript has 16 exons. The record is from RefSeq and is a predicted model, not a curated record. The coding region runs from base 1 to 1887 and encodes 628 amino acids. NCBI's taxonomy places the organism in Eukaryota, Metazoa, Chordata, Mammalia, Perissodactyla, Rhinocerotidae. Gene Ontology annotation, cellular component: centrosome.
AUGUCAUCACAUUUUUUGCCACCAUCACUGACUUCUGGAGAUAAAGUAAACGAUGACUCAAUCAAAAAGACCAGUCCGUAUAGGAUCUUUUUCAAAGAUCUCUUUCUUUUCAAAGAAAAUGAAAUGGCAGAAAAGAAAAAGGAAAAAUUUAUGAACCGCAACAUGAAAGUCUAUGAAAAGUCUACUUUUUCAUCCCGGAUGAAGAGUCGUUCACACUUGGGCCAAAUAACAUCCUACUCUGACAGAGCUGGUGGCUCAUUUGAAAAAUUUGGGCUAGAUCCCACUCUUAUUCUCAGAUUAACAGAAGGUGCAGACACAAAAAGGACUGUCCGUGAAUUUAUUAAUGACCAGAGAAACAGGUUUCUGCUUGAGUAUGCUCUGUUAACCAAAAGAAAUACAAUUAAAAGAUUUGAAGAACACAUAGCAACGAAGGAAAGGCAACUCAUAAAAGCAGAAAACAAGCUUCAAGAAGACGCAAUGGCCUUUGAAGAGUUCCUUCGAGAAAAUGACCAGAGAUCUGUAGAUGCUCUUAAAAUUGCAGCACAAGAAACUAUAAACAAACUCCAAGUGACAGCAGAGCUAAAGAAAGCAAAUAUGGAGAUACAAGCAGUGAAAAGUGAAAUAGCAAAAACAGAAUUCCUCCUUAGAGAGUACAUGAAAUAUGGAUUUUUUCUGCUGAAAUUGUCUCCAAAACAUUGGCAAAUCCAGCAAACACUGAAAAGGAUGCAGGUGACAAAGAGUAAAGAAAAUAUGAAUGUCACUCUUCCAAAAAUAUUAAAACUAAAUACAAGGAAAAAAGAGGGCAGUAUUGAGGAGCCCAGGAAGAUAUCAUUUUCAGAAGACUAUCCUCUGGGAAGAGGUAGCCAAGGAAAACUAAACAAGAAGUCCUCUCUCAUCCUAGAGAAUAAGAAAUCUUCCUUAUCAAACCGAGCUGAAAGUAUCAGUUCAGAAGACAGUUUGGAAUUCUUUUUAGAUGAUGAUAUAGACUAUGACCUGGAGCCAGAGCUUUAUUUCAAAGAACCAGAAGAGCUACUUCAAGUCUUCACAGAGCUAGAAGAGCAGAAUCUUACUUUGGUACAAUAUUCCCAAGACGUAGAUGAAAAUCUUGAAGACGUAAAUAAAAGAGAAAAACUCAUACAGGAUAAAAUAAAUAGCAACAUAGAGUUUCUUUUGGAGCAGAAGGAAAUGCUGAAGGCUAACUGUGUGAGAGAAGAGGAAAAGGCAGCAGAACUGGAAUUAAGGUCCCGGCUAUUUAGUUACGGAGAAUUCAAUUCAGAUGCUCAGAAGCAGGCAUGGGGGCAGGAUGCUACCUGGAAAGCGAUUUACUUUGCCCAGCAGUUUAUUGAGAUUCUCUUAGCUGCGAAUGCCGGGUACACAAUGGAGAGAGAGGAUGCGAAGUUUCUUAUGGUCCCAACACACGUUACCUACAAGCUCGAGCAUCUCUACCAUCAGUUAAAACGGAGCAGUGGCCAGGAAAAACUGAUAGACUCUCUUAGUAAAAAAAUUGAUCAAGUAUACAAAGUCUGCAUCGGAGAUGGUGAGGUUGGCAGCCUUAACCCAGUUCAAAAACUGGUAAAAGUAGAGUCUCGCCUGGUGGAAUUGAGUGAUCUCAUUGAAUCCAUUCCCAAAGAAAAUGUGGAGGCAAUUGAGAGGAUAAAACAGAAAGAACGGCGGCUAAAGUUGCGAGAAGAGAAAAUUAAAGAAAAACAAAAACACCAGGAGGAAAGGCUAAAAGCUGCUCUGGAAAGAGCAGUAGCACAACCAAAGAAAAAGCUGGGGAGACGACUUGUCUAUCGCUCAAAACCUCCAUCUGGUAAUAAACAUGAACUACAUUUAGUCAAGGAUACAAGAACAAAACCACUAGAGGAAGAAUAUUUUUUCACUUGAAUAUUUUCAUUUAUUACCAGAAUGUUUUAGGCGUAUUUUAUAGAUUCUGGUUUUCAGUAAUGGCAAUA